GCCCCCGGACGCUGAUGGAUUGGGUCGAUAUGUACCCGAAAUCCGAACAUCACCUUCUAAUAUAUUCUUUGACACAAAUUACUUAUGUCCAAAAUACCCCUGUGGAAGCAGCCCGAGCGAGUAAUCAAGAGGAAGGGACAUUUCAUUUGAAGAUGACGACGACGCUAACAUUUCAAUUUCAACUUCAACUUCCAACCCAACCAUGUCUUAGAACUCGCUGUACGCUAACCAAACAGGGCCAACGAUUUCUCACAAAGAUCUCCACCACCACCACUAACACCAACACCACGGAAAAUCUCAUUCGAAAAUUCGUACAAUUCUCUCCCAAAUCCGUACUUCUAUCCACUCUCACCCACCUCCUCUCUUCCUCUCCUACUACCUCCAACCUCUCUUCUCUCGCCCUCCCUCUCUAUACAAGAAUCACCCAAGCACCAUGGUUCACUUACAACCCAACCAUCGUCGCCGACCUCAUCGCCCUUCUCCACAAACUUGGUCGCUACUCCGAAGCCCAAACCCUAAUUUCCCAAGCCAUUUCAAACCUCAAUAACCAAGAACGAGACCUUGUUCUCUUCUACUCUAAACUCUUGGACUCACACUCCAAACGCGCUUCUCGUACCGGCUUCGAUUCUGCUUUUUCUCACCUCAACCACCUUCUUCACACUUCCUCCUCUUUUUACGUCAAACGCAGAGCUUAUGAAUCCAUGGUUAGUGGAUUGUGUGCAAUGGAUAAGCCUCGUGAAGCUGAAAAUCUGGUUCGGGACUUAAGUCGAACAGAUGGUGAUGAUGAUAAUAAUGGUAAUGGACAGUUUCGAUUUCAACCUUCUGCUUUUGAGUUCAAGGGUAUUUUGUAUGGAUAUGGAAGAUUAGGUAUGUUUCAUGAUUUGCUUAGAGUUGUUGAUCAAAUGGAGAAAAAUGGGUUUGUUAUUGAUACUGUUUGUUACAACAUGGUUCUUUCAACUUAUGGAAAACACGGAGAGCAUGUCGAAAUGGUUUCUUGGCUUCGAAGGAUGAGGGAUUCAGGUGUUCCGUUCUCUAUUAGAACAUACAAUUCUGUGUCGAAUUCCUGUCCGACGAUAAUGAGGAAGGUGGUGGAUAUGGAUAUGAAUGAGUUGGUGUUAUCGAUUGAAGAGUUGAAUGGAAGCUUGGAAGGAGGGGAGGCUAUGGUGGUUAAGGAGUUGGUUUCGUGUUCGGUGAUUUUGGAGGAGGUAAUGGUGUGGGAUUCUAAAGAGGUGAAGUUGGAUUUGCAUGGAUUUCACUUGGGUUCAGCUUAUUUGGUUAUGUUACUUUGGUUGGAAGAGAUGCAAAAGAGGUUGUUGAAUGGUGAGAUUCCUGCAGAAAUCACCGUGGUUUGUGGGUUUGGAAAGCAUAGCAAUGUGAGAGGCGAAUCACCAGUCAAAGUGUUGGUUAAAGAGAUGCUGAUGAAGAUGAAAAGUCCACUCAGGAUUGAUAGAAAGAACAUUGGCUGCUUUGUUGCUAAAGGUAAAGCUGUCAAAAAUUGGUUAUGUGAAUUGAGGAAUCCAUGAUUUAAUUGAAUGAAUAGAACUUUGCUACUACAUGUAUGAUGAUGAAGAAGAUAUACUUGAAACUUAAAUGAUAUGACCAACAUAGUUUUCCAUGUUCUUGCUAAUGCUAUGCUACUGGUAUUUAUUGACUUAAAUUA
This is a messenger RNA of Cicer arietinum (chickpea), 1660 nucleotides long. RefSeq names its product pentatricopeptide repeat-containing protein At2g17033. NCBI's taxonomy places the organism in Eukaryota, Viridiplantae, Streptophyta, Magnoliopsida, Fabales, Fabaceae. The record is from RefSeq and is a predicted model, not a curated record. Gene Ontology annotation, molecular function: protein binding.